AUGUCUGGUGGAGACGUGGCGGCCACGACGUCAGUGGGCAGUGGUGGCACUCAUGAGGGAUACCGCGACCGGGAUCCACCUCCUGCGUUUGAUGGCAAGGAGGACGGGUUCAAAGUGUAUCUCAGAGAGUUAGAACUUUGGAGACAUGAAACGGAUGUCCCUCGAAACAAACAGGGAGCCAAAGUACUCAGACAACUCACUGGGUCGGCAAAGGCAGUGAUCGAUGAAUUGAGCAUAGCUGAAAUCACCAGUGAACAAGGGAUUGACAAAAUAGUGGCAGCCCUGAAAGUUUACUUUCAACCUCACCUUGAGACUGCCAUACCAAGGGCGUUAGAGAAAGCCGUGUAUGCUGAAGGUCGCAAGUCCAAGGAAAGCUUGGGCGAGUACCUCAUCAGGAUGGACGCCGGCUUUCGCGAGUUGGCCUCGGAGGGCAUCAAGUUGGAAGAUCAGGUCAAGGGCUACGUGAUCUUCAGGCAUGCAGCUUUGUCUCAGGUGCAGGAAGAUCAGGUCACUACAUGGACUCAGGGAAAGUUUGACAGAGAGGACAUAGUCAAGGCGAUCAGGAAACUUGAGAAGGUUCAGAAGGAGAAAGGUGGCAGUCGCAACUUUGUCACCGAGGAAGAGAGCUAUGCAGAGUUUGAGGAGCAAGACGAAGAUUCAGAAGACUAUGUCUACGUUGGUGAGCGGGAUCUUGAAGAGAUUCUGGAUGAAGAAGAAGUCCAGGAAGCUCUUGCUUCCUAUCAGCGAGUGCGGAAGGCCAUCAAGGACCAGAGGACGAGCAGGGGAUACUACGAUUCCCGAUCUUCUGGUGACCGUGGAAAAGGAUCUGGCAGUGGCAAGGGCGGCAAGCUGAGCUUCUCCAUGGGCAGUGGUCGCAUCCAGUUCAAGGGAGGUGGCCAGGGCCAUGGUGCAAAGGUGCACAUAGACAUGCUGAAGCUCAGAACCAGAUGUGCGAAGUGCGGUAUCAUUGGCCAUUGGGCCAAAGAAUGCCCCAAUGAGCCUGAUGCCAGAGCGAGACAGCGACAAGAGUCCAUGAGCGGCAAAACAGGCUUCUGCGAGAUGGGUGUCAGUGAGGAGAAGGGUAGAGCAGUGCACUUGUUUGAGAGUUUUGAUUCGAGACAGCCAUUGACUCUAGGGAACUUUUUCCAUCGACAAGUUUUGCGUUCCCCCAACAGUAGUGCUGCCAAUUUUCAUGGUAUCACCGCCAGCUCAGAGCAUGGUGUGGUGGACACAGCAGCACAAGGUGGUCUGAUUGGUAGGUCAUCACUUGAAAGACUUGAAGCUGCACUCAACCGAGUUGGACUCAAAGUUUUGCACACCAACAAAGUUGCUCAUGCUAGGGGAAUUGGGGGCAGCGCUCAAGCAUGCGGGGUGGCAGAGAUUCCCGUUGGGGUUGGGGGCAUCAAUGGUUUGAUCGAAGCAACGGUAGUAGCAGAGGAAGUCCCCUUGCUGCUCUCCAUCAAGUUUUUGAAAGCGAUUGAUGCAGUGGUUGAUUUGUGUCAUGGAGAACUUGGUUUGAACAAAUUUGGAGUCAAAACGCCACUUCAUCAUCUCCGCUCUGGCCAUGUUGCAGUUGAUGUUCUCAAUUUUGAUUCAAAUGGCUGGGGUCUUCCUGAUGAUUCAGCAUGUGCACAUCGAAAGACUGCCGAUUUUCUUUGCGAUCCAACAGCCAUGAUUGCUGAAGUGCACUACAGCAGUGGAGUGCAGGGCGCCCCUCAAUCACAUCACCUUUGUCGUGCGGGCCAUGGCAUGCGCCGUGUCAGUCAGCAGGAGGCUCCUGCGACUGCUGGUGGUGGUUUGGAGAGAAAUCCUCGAAGAGCAUGGAGGAAUUGGAGGGUUGUCCUGCAGAAGAUCUACGAUCUGCUGGUGUUUGUCGAAGCUCAAGCAAGGCUCGAGUCAUGGCAAGAAGGUGGGUCAUUCUUUGGCUCUGCAGUGCCAUGUACGUCACUGGGGCCAGGCUUGGGCCCCUCAUCACAGCACGAGCCUGUCUCCAAGGAGAAGAAGUUCAAGGCGGAGGUGUUCCAGGAGAUGAUUCGCCAUGGAGAAGCAUUGGGCGUGAGGAAGAGCAAAGAAGCACCCGCGGCAACUCCCGACAUGUGUCCUCACCCAGCAAGCAUGUUGCAGGGGUCAGGCAAUCAGAGCCAGCGGGAAGUGUGGUGCAAGCAAUGUCACAUGAGAUGGCUGGUGGAUCCCAAUGCCAUGACGGACCUCAUGAAGGGCAAUCCCACGGUCACUGUGGGAGGAAAGGUUCUCUUCUCUGGCAAGUCCACAGCAGCAACAGCUCCCCUCCCCAAAACAGCACUGAGGAGCCCCACGGCAAGCACCCUGAGGAGCCCCACGGCAAGCACCCUGAGGAGCCCCGCAGCAACUCCCCCACGAAUGCCAGCAAGUACGGCAUCCAGUCUCGGGGUCACCAGCCCCAGGAGCACACUCACCACAGCACCCCGGAUGAUCAAGUGCAAGUGCGAGGUGGAGGCCAAUCGGCUGAGGGUGAAGAAGGAGGGACCCAACCAGGGACGACACUUUUACCGGUGUCACCGGUCUCUGUGCGACUUCUUCCUUUGGGAUCCCGAGGAAACACAGGAGAUGCUAAGGCAGGAGGAGAUGGAGAAGGCAUAUCGACGAGAGGCACAGCUCAAGCAGGAGAUGGAGCACCAAAUCCAGGAGCGCAUGUUGGAGAACGAGCGCUUGCACAGGGAGGCCGAUGCUCAGCGGAUGGAGGAAUGCAGGCUGCAGAUGGAACACUUGCACAGCAACCUGGUGUGGAUGACAGCCGCAGCAGGAGAGGAGAGGAUUCAGGAGCUGAUGAGCAAUCCGGCAUUGCAGGAGGAGGUCAACAAACAAGCACAAGCACUGAGGAGGAACAUGGAGAACAUUCAACAAGCAGCAGAAGCACCAGACCAGGAUAUGGAGAGCGGUGUUGGUUCCUGGGAUCGAGGACAGUGGGUUUCACAAGAGGGCAUUUUGCCCAACUAUGUGCCAGGAUAUAAGGCACUUGGAGUCUUUGCCACUGAAGGGGAGUGGCUGGCUGAUGAUGGAUACGAAGAAGCAUCUCGCAGCCUAUCGAGAUCAUCCAGAAGGGCAGUGGAAAGAAGCAUGCGCAAAAUGGUGGUGGCAGAAGCAUACUCAAUGCCUAGGGUCACGAAGAUGGCUCAGGAGAUGGGGCAUGAAUCUGCAGGAGCAUACGACAUUAACAACGGUUUUGACUUCACCACCCAAGCAGACCGAAGAUGCUGCUUUGAAGAGCUUGUGCGCAUGGACCCAGACGUCCUUCUGGUGUCACCUCCAUGUGGCCCUUUUUCCAUCAUACAAGAGCUCAACUACUCCAAGAUGGGACAGCGCAGAGCAAUUAUCAUGCUGGCAGAAGGCGUUUCCCACUUGGAGUUCGCCAUGAAGCUCUUCCAAUGGCAGGUGAACCGUGGAAGAUUGGCAAUCUUUGAGCAUCCAGCAACAUCCAAGGGAUGGAAAGAGCCAUGCGUGGAGAAGUCAGCGCAGAUGAGGGGCGUAGAGCGCGUACGCGCCGAUCAAUGCGCCUACGGCUUGAGAGUCAAGAAAGACUUCAACAAAAAGCCUACACACUUUCUGGUGAACGGGAAGGGCCUAGCAAAACACCUGAGCAAGAGAUGCUCAGGACAGCAUGUACAUGAGGCGCUGAUGGGAGGAUUAGCACUCAAAGCACAGCAUUAUCCUAGAGCACUCUGCAAGGCAAUGAUCACAGGAGCUGAGGAGGAUUCAGCGGCAUGGAGACAGGUGUGGGCCACCGAAGGAGAAGCAGAAGAAGAUGUCAUUGAAGGCGGAAUGAACUGCGAAGACAAGAAGCUGGUGCAGAAACUGCACAACAACCUGGGACAUCCAGGAAAGUAUGAAUUCUGCAGGGCCCUGCGGAUGGCAAGAGCAAGACCAGAGGUUGCUCGACCAGGCACCGUUCCCAGAACUUUUGAGGCUGGACACACUGUGGGGGUGGACGUAGUCUUCUUUCCUGCUCUAGAACCACAUCAGAAUGUUCUGGUGCUUAACAUCACCGACUGGGGCACUGGAUAUCAAAGCCUGGAGCCACUGGACAGCAUGUCCUCAGAACAUGUGUGGAUGAAAUUCCACCAAUGCUGGGUACGCAAUUUUGGAAUCCCUCAGCUAGCAGUGAUGGACCAGGGUCGAGAGUUUGUAGGAUCCUUUUCCAAGAAGCUGGCAGAGAGUGGCUGUUUGGUGAAGGUGAUUGGUGCACGCUCACCCUGGCAGCAGGGGAGGACUGAGCGUCAUGGAGGCUUGGCCAAAGAGACGUUGAUGAAGGUGAUGGAGGAGGUUCUUCCAAGCAGCAAGGAUGAAUGGAAGACCUGCGUCUAUGCAGUGGAGGCAGCAAAGAACAGGCUUUACAACCGAAGUGGCUUCAGCCCAGCACAACGUCAGCUGGGGUGCAAUCUCCGACUUCCCGGCAGUCUGGGGUCCGAUGAUCCAUGUGAUCCUCAACUGCUGGUUCAUUCCAGCAGCGAAGAUAUGAGGAGAUCUCUACAGAUCAGACAGUCUGCAAUGGAAGCCUUUUUGAAGCAAACAGCCACAGAAGUUGUUCAGCGAUCAGCUUUAGCAAGGAGAGCUCUGGAAGUGUGCGAGGGAGCAGCAGACAUGCUCAAACAGGAGUUCAUCGAACUCAAAGAACACCUGCGCAGAGGGCGCAGUAAGAGAAGCUUCCAAGACAUAUCAUCCUGGGGAACACCACCCAUGGAGGACGAUCCACCAGCAGUGGAACCACCGCAGCAGCGUCCCAGGAUUGAAGCAGCAGAGCCAGAAGCAGCACCAGCAUCAGCACCCCAAGACAUCGCUGUACCAGAGGACUCAUCCUCUAGCUCCUCAUCAUCCCCAUCGUCCUCCACCAGUGAACCUGAAGGAGAAGGAAGUGAUGGCAUGCCGAUAGGCCCUGUGGAUCCUGAACUGGCACAGGCCAUAAGAUCAGUUCAAGCCAACGAGCAGUUGGACGGCACUCGAAGACCAAAAGAUGGUCAAAGAGGCCUAUAUGAACCCACCAGAAGAGUGUGGGAGGGCAGAAGGGAUGCACGAUGGAUUCCCUAUCGAGGAGGAGUCACAAUUGAGGAAGAAGAAGAAAAAGACACCUUGGUGGCACAUGAUGAUGAAGGGCAAGCAGCCAUGGAGGAGGACGUCUGGAUCUAUGAUGAGGAAAGAAUGAAGGUGAUCAGGCUGCACCAGCACGCCAGAAGGGCCAAGUUUACGCCAAGCCAUAGCAGAGGGUGUCCCAUACCUGUAGGGCUGUUGACGUCACAGCGAAAGACCUACAAAGUGUAUGGAGAUGGAAGCAGGAGGAUGGAGAACUCCGAUUGGAGAGCAGGUCUUGGCAAGAAGGAGGCGGGUGCUCUCAGGUGGUGGACGGGCUACACAGAAUUUAGCCUACGGAAAGUGAUCACAGAAGUAAACCUGAUGGUAAAGAGGGGCUCAGAUGAAGUCCUUGACAAAGACAUUUUGUCAGAGGAGGAAUGGGAGAAGUGGCGAGUUGCCGAUGGGGCUGAGUGGAGCAAGGUGGAGGCUACGGGUGCAGUGCGCACUAUGAGCGUUGAGGAAUCGGAGGAGGUGUCCCGGCAACUUCAUGAAGCGGGACUGCAGCCUCGCAUCCUGCCAUCAAGAAUGGUGCGCAGAUGGAAACCAGCCGACCAGCCCGGCCAACCUCCCAGCAGAAAAUCUCGAUGGUGUGUGAGAGGAGAUCGAGACCCAGACUUGCUAGACUUGACGCGGCAUGCACCAACAGUGACCACCGCAACUCUCUCUAUCGUCCUCCAAAUAGCCGCAUCUUUUGGAUGGAGAACAGCCAUUGGAGAUUUGAAAAACGCCUUCAUGCAAAGUGAUCGUUUGGUCAGGCCAUCAGGCAGGCUGUUCUGUAGACAGCCCAGUGGAGGAUUGCCCGGCUUGCACAGCCAACAACUAAUGGAGAUCUUAGCAGGAGCAUACGGAUUGGGAGAUGCGCCGGCGCAUUGGCGAAAGACACUAAAGAGGGCAAUUUUUGACCCUGGGCUCACUCAAUCAGUCAUGGAUCCCACGGUGUACAAGUGGUUUCACCGUGGGCAGCUUGAAGGAAUUUUGGUGGUGGAAGUUGGAGAGAUUGCGACACCAGAAGAGAGAGAUUUAACAAGAGCAGCAGUAGGCAGUAUAACAUGGGCCGCCAAAGAAGGGCGCCCAGAUGCAGCAGCAAUCGCAAGCCUGGUAGCAUCCAACCUGACUCGACUGUCUGUGCAGGACAUUCGCGACUUGAACAAAGCCAUCGACCUGCUGAAGAGCCGGUCAGAUCUGUGCCUUCAAAUCCAACCCAUCAGGCCCGAGAGGCUGGGCUGCGGAGUCAUCACAGAUGCAAGUUUUGCCAAUGCCAGUCAAGGGAAGUCUCAAGGAGCGUAUGCGGUAGUGGCAUACGAUGUAGAAGUUUUGGAGAAAGGAGAGGGCAGAUACAAGUUGCUUUAUUGGAAAUCAGGAAAGAUUCAAAGAGUCGCAAACUCCACUUUAGCUGCAGAAACUCAAAGCCUGAGCCGAGGUUUGGGAGAGCUGUCAUGGACGGUGACCGUUUUCAAUGAGCUGACGACGCUUGGCUUUGAUCUCAAGCAGUGGGAGAAAUCUCUUCAAGAUCGUCGCCUGAGAGCCUUUGCUAGCGAUACUAGCGAUGAGGAACUAGUCCAAGGGAUAUGCGUAGUAGACGCCAAGUCGCUGUUUGAUCACCUUUCUAAAGAAACUACGGGGAUCACUGCCGAUAAACGCACUGGUUUGGAAGUACAGGUGAUCAGACAAACGCUAGCAGAAAUUGGCACCAGAGUAAAGUGGAUACCAUAUCCUCAGAUGGUAGUGGACUGUCUUAUCAAAAGGCAAAAGGGCGAGAUGAUGCUCGCUGCUUGA
Molecule: messenger RNA, 6879 nt
Organism: Cladocopium goreaui
Lineage: Eukaryota; Dinophyceae; Suessiales; Symbiodiniaceae
Source: the annotation of a GenBank genome assembly